UGCGACACGGAACGUCUCAAAAGCGUGCACCGCACCAAGUGACAACAUGGCGGCCGUGAGCGAAGAUAUUUCUGAUCGUGAAUUGCGGGCAAAAUUAAAAGAAAAUGGUAUCUCAUGCGGGCCUUUAACUGCUACAACCAAAAAUCUGUAUAUACGAAAAUUAAAUAAAAAGUUGUCUGAGCGUGAACAUUCAUCGGGCAGUACUAAAUUGCCAUCCAGAAACUACUCACCGAAACCAUCUCCGCGACGUGCUUCGCCGAGGCGACGAUCUGUUGACCCAACUCCGGCCCCGGGAAGAAAGCUAAUAGGCUUUUCAAGUGAUGAAGAUGAGUCAGAUAAGGCGCCUGUAGGGACGAGGCAAAGACGCUUGCCCGGCGAAUUUAAGACAAGUCCAAGAAAAUCGACUGCCUCGCGGCCCUCGCCUGUGCCAAUACAAAAUGAAGAACGACCUGUUCGAAGACGUCCUUAUAACAGCACUUCAAGCCCAAAGGAAAGACCUACACAUGACGAAGAUAUGACGGACAAUGAUGGAGCACCUGGAGUCAACUCGUACGCUUUACAGUCGAAGCGUGGAAAAUUGCCUUCCUAUGUUGGAUUAAGGAAUCUUUUCUUGAGAAAAAGCAUGGAAGAUAGUAGGCACCAUGCUAAUACACCUACACCACCAGCAAAAAUUACAUAUGAUUUGGAAGUUGAAGAUGAGACCGACAGACAAAGAGUUCCACCGAUUUGGGUUUUGGUUAUUAUACUCGUGGUUGUAUUUAUUUUGGUUUUUUAUUGGCAGAUUUUGUCUACACAGUUAUGGCACGGGACAAAUAAUGACCAGCUGAAGAUUUGUGGAACUGCUUCUGAUGGGAAUGAGGAUGGAAAAUGCCUGACAGAAGAAAGAAUCAUAGAAAGACUUGUUAGAAAACUCCAAUAUGACCUUGGUACUAUGGAAGGUCUUGUUAAAUGUGGUUAUUCAACUAAGGGUGGUGGGAUGACAAAAGAAGAGCUGAAAGAAUGGGUACAUGAACAAGAGGUUUUACAGGGAAAGGAGAAUUUUAACUCCAACAGAAUAUUUAACAGCAUUACUGAACAAAUAAUUCAAGUUGGUAACCCAAUGUGUUUUUAUAUAAAUGGAACAAUGGUGACAAACGGAACUCAUUUCCAUUCUCUCGUACCAAUGGCUUUAAAACCUCUGACGUGCAGAAUAAAAGAAGCGUUCUCAAGGGUCUUCUAUCAAUUGCUUAUCUUAUGUGGAGCUAUUAUCUGCUGUCUCUGUAUCUACUUCGUCGUGAAGUAUCGUUGGAUGUUACGCGAACGCCGAACUCGACAGAUGUUUGAGCUUGUUGAUAAAAUCUUAGAGGUUUUGAAGAAUCAUCAUAAUGAGUGUCAACGAAAUAAGGAAUUGAGUCCAUACUUGGCCAUCCCUCAUGUUCGAGAUAUGUUGAUCAAGCCAUCUGAAAGAGAGUCCAUGAGAUCCGCCUGGGAUGAUGCAGUGAAGUUUCUUAGUGCACAGGAGUCACGUGUUCGCGUAGAAAGUCAACGUAUCUCUGGAGAAGAUUUUGAAGUUUGGCGUUUGUUACACCACACUACCCCUGGUAGUCCCUCGUCACCAUCGGGUUCGAAUGCGAAACAAGGAAAAGUAUGGACGGGAAGAGCGUUUGAAAACUUCACAACGGCUGUAAAUCCCCCUUUGAUUAGUCCAACACCAUGUUUAAAGAUAAGAAAUAUGUUCGAACCAGUCAUGGAAACUCAGGAUGAAUGGCAUGUAUUUAUUCAAGAUGCUAUACUGGAGAAAUGUACUGAAAAAGAAGCAGCAAUCGUGCAUAUAUCAGUCGAUAAAGCGUCCAAUGAGGGUUGUGUUUAUGUAAAGUGUGCUGACCACCGUUCAUCUGGAGCCGCCUUUCGUGCUAUACAUGGCUGUUGGUUUGAUGGUCGUUUAGUCACUGUAAAAUUCCUUACUUUAAAACGGUACCAUCAACGGUUCCCAGAGUCCGUGAACGUGAAGGAACAUCUAAAACCAAGUGGAAUGUCUAGCAGCACAAUACCGAAAUUCGAAUCAGCUGCGCCAGUUAACGAAUCCGACUCUGAUUCGGACUCCUAAAUUUUGACUUGGUUCGAUAAUCAUCAUGCAGCAGCGAUUGUAAAAUGAACCCGUCAGAAAGAAAGUCAUUUAUGGUUUAAGCACUUUGACACGAAGUUGGUCACAAUAGAGUGGCAAAGAAAGCGUUACGUUGAAAUUUGAGAUGAUAUUUGAGAAUUUAUUCCAGUAUCCUUGGGAAAAGAAUGACCUCCCUGUUGGCUUCUCACUACGGUCGAAUGAUGUUUAUGUUAAUGUUAUAUGCUUCUGAUAAUGCAUGUCAACCGUAGUUUUAGCAAAGAAAAUUGCAUGAAAGGGCAGUAAACAUAACUAUAGCUUAUAUCACAUAAUCGGAACUGUUUAAUUGAAAUUGUUAUGCUGCAUAAUCAUAACAUAUGCAAGUGACUUUCUAAAAAGUCUUUAUAAAUGGAUAUAUAACUUGUAACUUAUCUAAAUACACUUGUAACUACAAAAACUAUUUGACUUAAUUAAGUUGUGACAUCUGCUGCUAUAUUCAUAUAAAAUAUAGCUCUAGUGUACAUAUUUAGAUACAGAUAUUCAGUUAUGAAAAAAUUAGGUUUAUUUUAUGUACUUUAUUUUCGGAAGUUAAACCACUGAUAAAUAACGUAUGCUGU
This is a messenger RNA of Dendronephthya gigantea, 2697 nucleotides long. Its product is annotated as inner nuclear membrane protein Man1-like. NCBI's taxonomy places the organism in Eukaryota, Metazoa, Cnidaria, Anthozoa, Malacalcyonacea, Nephtheidae. The transcript is spliced from 14 exons. The record is from RefSeq and is a predicted model, not a curated record. Gene Ontology annotation, cellular component: nuclear inner membrane. Gene Ontology annotation, biological process: negative regulation of BMP signaling pathway; nuclear envelope organization. Gene Ontology annotation, molecular function: chromatin DNA binding. Bases 47 to 2086 code for a protein of 679 amino acids.